This is a messenger RNA of Closterium sp. NIES-65, 1602 nucleotides long. The record is from the annotation of a GenBank genome assembly. NCBI's taxonomy places the organism in Eukaryota, Viridiplantae, Streptophyta, Zygnematophyceae, Desmidiales, Closteriaceae.
AUGCGUUCCGAGGACUCUACAUCGGUUGAGAUUCCCCAUAAUGGCGUGGCUCAAAGUCCACCUCGUGUGCCACGGCGUAGGUUCCAGCCAAAAAUCUGGGUGAAGCUGACCUUUUUCGUGGGUGCUCUGGUUCUGAUCUGUUCGGGGAUUCCUGCCAUCGUCCUCUGGAGGCUGUCAAAGGCAACAUUGACGGAAGAGAUACGGGAAAGGCUCAGCAUCGUUGCUAGCCUUCGGCAAGAACAGAUACUCACAAUCCUUCCUCCCGCCGCCACGCCUCCAUCUGCCCGCCGACGCGUCCGACCUCCGCGCCGACGCGGACGACCAGCGCGGCGACGCGGACGACCUGCGACCGCCGCGGACGGCCAGCGCGCGACCCCCGACGACCAGCGCGCUGCCGCGGACGGCCAGCGCGGCCUCGCCGACGGCCCGCGCGCUGACGCGGACGGCCAGCGCGGCCCCGCCGACGACCCGCGCGCUGACGCGGACGGCCAGCGCGGCCCCGCCGACGACCCGCGCGCUGACGCGGACGGCCAGCGCGGCCCCGCCGACGACCCACGCGCUGACGCGGACGGCCACCGCGGCCCCGCCGACGACCCGCGCGCUGACGCGGACUGCCAGCGCGGCCCCGCCGACGAGCCGCGUGCUGACGCGGACAGCCAGCGCGCGGCCACGAAAGAACCGCGCGCCACCACGGACGGCCAGCGCGCGGCCGUCGACGCCCCUGCGCCGACGUGGACGGCUGGCGCGCAGCCGCGGCUGAUCUGCCCGCCUGGUUAUACACUCCGCUCCGUCGUGUUCCAGGAGGAAGGCGGACUCCAGCCCAUCGCCCCUUCUGCCCCCACCGGACCUCCUCCUGAUGAGCCCGGACCUGAGCCCGAGUCCCCUGGUGAUCCUCCCUCCUUCGCACCGGAUGUCAACAAUCCUCAAAGCGUGGAAACUGCCAUCCGUGCCUACCGCAACACACUCAACGACCACCUUCGCCGUCAACUGCGCUAUGAGGACGACAAGCGCGCCUACGACGAGGCUGCUGCCCGUCACCGCGACUACCACGCCCAACUCACCACGUACACUACACGCCUCGCUAGCUACACCUCCGACAUCGCUGCGUGGCGCAUUGCUGACCGCCGAGCUCUCGCCAUCCUCCUCGCCACUAUCCCCUCCUCCCUCAAGCGAGAACUCUCACCCACCUCCUCCUCCCACCUGUGGCAACUGCUUGUCGACCUCUUUGACCGACAGGACAUCGCCACCCUCUAUGCCCUCAUCAAGGACUUUGGAUCCAUCACCAUGGAUUCCACUGCCGGCGCAGCCGCCUUUACUCGCCGCGUCCUUGACCUUGCUCGCCGCCUUGCAGCACUUGGUGUUACCUACCCUGACACCGUCAUCUGCUGCCACCUCCUCGAAGGCCUCACUCCUGCCUUCGAUGCCCACAAGCUGGCCUAUAUGCAACUCCUCUCCAAACAUGACACUCCCGCUCAAGUUGCCCAGUGGAUUAUCACCACCGAGGCAGAAAUCCUUCGCCACUCCUCCUCCACUGCCGCGGUAGCACAGCAGCGCAGCGGCAAAGGCGGACGUGGAGGGGGGCGUGGAGGCACUCAGCGAUGA